This is a messenger RNA of Cataglyphis hispanica, 7517 nucleotides long. RefSeq lists its product as uncharacterized. The annotation marks the transcript as partial. The record is from RefSeq and is a predicted model, not a curated record. The transcript has a single exon. NCBI's taxonomy places the organism in Eukaryota, Metazoa, Arthropoda, Insecta, Hymenoptera, Formicidae.
GAAAGCGAGUUGAGGGACGAGCUAUGGUUCAUCGAAUUCGGUCGGGGAGCUGCGCUGCCGCUGACCCCGGAGGAAGCACCAGCGGACGGGGAACCGGUCGUGCCCUGCGCCCAAGGUCGCGUCAUCAUCGAAACGGCGAGGCCGGCGCCACCACACUUCGCUACCUGUUCCACUUAUCGCAGACCGCUCCUCAGCCGCAUGUCAAACGAGGUGUCGAUCAGCGAUGGAACGAUACCAUCGUCGAGCGGCACCGACCAAAGUCAGCAAGAACAGGAACAACACCAGAAGAUCAGCGGCAAGGGCGCGAUCAGCAAGAGCAUGACGACGACGACGACGCCGCAAAGUCCAGCCGCGAGACCGGAUGAUCUCGGCGUGACACCCUGGUAUCUGGAAGAUCAUCCGACGACGGACACAUCGCCGAUGGGCGACCGGAGCUCGUAUCCCUUAUAUUCGCACGCCGAUGGCAAGCCGGAUCUCAAUUCGACGAGGAACAGUAGUAUCGAGGGCGAAUUGCCAAGGUCGGCGGCGCCCGUUCCCCGGCGAGCUUGCAUGGAUUUGAAGACCGCGAUGGCACUGCUAGAUGAAACCUGUCCAAACGUGGAACCAAGUCCGUCUCUCACUCCGAAAACACCCAGGACGCCACUUACACCGUACACAUCGCGUAGCAAGAGAGCCCGCUCUAAGAGCAGUGAUAACUCUUCCAAUUACAGUAACGAUCGGCUGAGCGAUCGCUCAUUCGAAACCCUCAAGGACAAAGAUAAGGAUAAGAAGAGACCAUUUUUGUGGAAGAUCGGCAUCUCCAAAACGGAGGAUCGGCCGUUCCUGGCGAAGCUGACGCCAGGAAGGAUUAUUGGCAAACCUUACUUGGAGAAGAUUGGGCCCAGCAAAGCCGUUGAAAGACCGUUCUUAAACAAGAUCGGCUCAUCCAAGACCUUGGAUAAAUUUAUCUUCGACACGCCGCGUAAUGAACGCAGAAACGAGAUUAAAAAUGAGAAAAAAAUAAACGACACGACAGUGAAAAAUCACACUGGGAUGAAGAAUGAUGUUAAGAGGCACGAUACCGAAGAAAUGAUCACUAUUAAAGAAAACAUCGAAAAUACUGUUCAGAAGGCAGUAGUCGUUACCUCUCAUUCAGAAGAGGUACAACGCAAGUCUUUAGAGACCUCGGCGACUCACGAAAGACGGCGUUCGGGUAAAGAAUUCCUGUUAAAGAUGUACUCCUUCGAAACAGAGGAUUUAGAAUCCAUCGUUCCAGCAAAGGAUACAUUAGACGACUCGUUCCAGGACAACGUAGUGAAUUCAGGUCCGAGCUCGUUACCGAUAGAAAAUAGCAGUGAACAGACGACGUCGAGGCCGGAAUUGGAGAAUCGGCCAACUAGCGUGACCGCCGAAUUGUUAAAAUGCCGAGUGACUACCAGCGAGGAGCUCAUAUCUUCAUCUAUUACGUGCCUGAAUUCGUCAAGCGAUGCCAAUAGCUGGAGCAAUUCGCCGCGAAGAGCGCAACGCGCAAAGAAAGGAUCGGCCUUGAUUCGUCGCAAGAUUUUUCAAGGUUCCAGCGAAAUCGUUCGUAGCGACGACAGCACGCCCAAUUCGCCCACCAAGAGGCCUAUGUCGAGCGUCUCUCCCGAUCGCGAGUUUCGAAACAACAUCUCGGAAAGAGGAAUUUUCUCUCCGACAAAGACCAGGAGAUCGAUCGUCGAGGAUACCAGGCAGAUAGAGAAUACGCGCAGAUCGAUCAAGUACAAUCAGUUCGAGAGACGAGGCAUCUCCUCGGAUAAUCUUCUGGCAAAGGACGCUCUCUCAUUUGUCACUGCCUCACAGACUAUAAUUGAUGACAUCGGGAGAACGCGAGAAAUUUCGUCGGAGGACUCAUUGGCGACCCGUCGAAGCGAGUAUACGAAGGAAACGUUCAAGCAACUGCAGGACAAGUUCAAGCUGCAGGAAAUACCUACGGAAAGUUAUGCGGCUUUCAAACGGCGCACUCGAGCUCAAGGCGCGUUGAGUCGACACAGACUGAAUCUGCUACCAGCGGAAUCUGACAUAAUCUUGAAGAGACCAUCCGACACGGGAGAUGUUGCAGCGGUUGAUACAAACACGAUCAAAACUGCCGAAGAGAAACAAGAUUGGAGUCAAAAAAGCACAAUGAGAUCGAUUCUGAGAAAGCAGCAAGAGAUCGAUCAUCUUAGCGAUCACGAAUCAGACACGAACACGUCCAUUAGACGACCGAAGAGACGAAUCUUUCACGAACCGUCGCAGGAGACCAUGGAUUUACUGACAGAACUACGCAAAGUGAAGAGCUUGCUAAAGACUCCGUCCUGGGAGAAGGAUUUGGACCUUGAUCAAAAACCAGUACAGAUGCCGAAGCGCAUUUUGUUGACGGAUAAGGAAUUUUGUCUCUCGGUGGAACGAGAGAACAGCAUACGACGACCAUCGAGAAUGAUCAAUUCGCUGGAGACCACGGAGGAGGGCAAGGUUACAUCGAAUCAUGAGAAUAAAGAAAACAAGGAAAAUCAAUCGAAUAGCGAGAAUCAAAAAUCGCCCGGACCAGCUCUGUUCGAGAAAAGAUGCCUAUCAUUGGAUUACGCCGAUGAGGAGAAGCCUCAGAAGCCGGAAGCACGAGCGAUUUCCUUGGCAUCUACGAGGGACCUGCCGUUCGAAGCCGAAGAGGCCGAUGACUAUCCCGAACUGACGCUAAUCUGCGAUUCGAAAAGCUGCUCCUCGGAUGUCUUCAAUUCCCCAUCCGAGGAGAUAGAUGGAAAAAUCGGCGAACUAAUAUCGGAGACGGAACAGCCAAAGAAGCCUAGCCAGAAUCACUACGCCGAGGUGGACAUCGCUAUUCCGACCGAUCGAAGGAUCAAUAAUUCCAAAGGCGAAGACGUUCAAGAGCGGACCAGCGAUCUCUACGAGAUUAUAUCCCCUCGAUCGACGCCAUUCCGCGUUAAGAAACGACUCGGAAAAAUUUCUGUUGAGGAGACCGUCAAGCCGGAAAAUUUCACCCUCGGUUCUAAGGUCGACUGCCGAUCGGUCGUUGGCCAGAAACGGACAAAAUGUGUCCCCUUAUAACGCACGUCGACCUGCCCGCGGGCGAGAUUCUCUCUGCGACGGCGUCAAUUGUUGUGCUCGUAUCGUGAGAAAUAUGGAUUCAGGUGCGCAAAUAACGCCUUAAUUACAUUUUACUUUAACCCUUUCGGUAUUGUGUACUAGAUACAAGUGAUUGAAUAUGUCGAAUACAAAUAGGGACUUUAAAAAGAUAUUAAACAUAAUUUUUUUUUCGGAGUUUUUAAUAAUUUUUAAUAUUUUUAAUGAAUUAUUUUUAAAAAAUGAAAUUUUAAACAAAAAAUUUGUUCUAUAUUUUUCACUUAUUCCUCUCGCAAUUUCUUCAAAUUUAUAAUAAAGGUUUUAUGAUAUUCUUUAGAAUUUAAAUGAGACGUGUUUAUCAUCAUACAUAUUGAUAAGAAAAAUUUUUUAAAUUGUUUAUUAAAUAAUUAUUAAAAAUUACCAUUACUAUAUAUAGAUAUUGAAAGGGUUAAAGAAAUCAAAUAAUGACGUAUAAUUACUAUUCUGUGUUCACCUUCUUUCGAUACGAGCGUGACAUUAUGUUGCUUCUAAGAUUAAACGAAUUGAUAAUUAAAACCUCGUCAAUAAAUCGCCUAGCCUAGAUAAAGAAAGUGUCGUGAUGUAUUCGCGUUGCAUGCGAAUAUUUUUCUGAUGGUGCUUAUCUUAAAAUGACUUUGUACAUUAAUGCUUUUAGUUAGUUAGUCAAAAUUAGCCGCGUAGAUUAACGGAAAUAGAGAUUUACUUAUACUCUUCGUAAAAACGGUAAUAAUAAUAGCAUUUGCUGAACACUUCGUUUAUCGAAAUUUUUCUUGCCACAUUUUUUGCGUAAUUUUUCGGACAAUGUUAUAUAAGAUACAAUAAAUAUGAAAAGAAUGAUAAAAAGUAAAAGUUGUGAAAGGAAAAAUUUAAAAGCACAGCGAUAAACGUUUAGCAAAUGCCAUUAUUUCACAUAAUAUAAAGCCAGAUUAUUGCGAUAGAUGAAUCGGGAUCACAGAAUAAUCUCUUUGAUCGAGAUGUUAUUAAUAUUAAUAUUCUAUUAGUCAAGUGGAACGAUGUCCUCUCGAAAGUAAAUAACAAACUUCGAUUAUACGACUUUCGGAUGACAGGGAGAAACAAAAAAUGAAGAAAGAAAAGAACAGUUUACCAGCUUUAUAAGCAAAAUCUGUCCAGUCUAGAGCCAUAAACCCCCGGAGUUUUCAACGCAACGAGUGCUUAUUGAAACGUGCGAGAGAGCUCCUACCGAAAUAUUCUAAAGCGCACCCCGACCAUUUUUUACUCGAUCUUUUCGAGAAAGCCCGCUGCGGCAACAAAGACUCUACACUCGCUGGUGCGCAAGAACGAAGGAUUUCCGGUGAAAAACCCUUCUGUUGAGCAGAGAGUGCCUUGUAUGUGGAUAUAUAUUAUUUAGACAAAAAAGGGAGAGGGAGAGAGAGAGAGGGGGAAGACAGUGAGAACGCAAAAAAAAUACGCAAAGAAGUCCUAAUCGAUGAUUUAAUUCCGACUGCGCGCCGGAUUUUCUGAAUGGGUCCACGGAGUCGCGUUCUCGUCGAACGACACAUCGCAAUUUUCUCCUUUUCUCCUUUUCUUACGAAAAAUGAUCCAUUCUCACAGAAUUGCAAGAAAGAAUCAGACGCAGCCUUCGGAUUUCUAUAUACAUAUGCGUAUGUGGAUAUGCGUGUGAUUAUUUUCUGACGAUCUAACGUAUCUUCGAUGACUCGCCUUUGAGAAAUAUCGACGAGAUUUAGAUCGGAAAAGGAUUAUAAAAAAAGAUAUUUCGGUGUGAGAUACGGGAAGAGAAUUCGGCGAAUUCGCGAGAAUGCGACUCCCACGCAGAUGCGUCCGCCUGCCACGCCUGCUCUUUGUUCGGCGCGGCAAAUAUAAUAACAUUUUAACGGCAUAAAACUUAUAUAAAUAAAUAAUACAAAUUUAAUUGCGUUCCUCUUAUAAUUUUCUAGCGAUAUAGAUAGGGUCGACAACGCACUAAAAUUGAUUAUGCGGAAAGUACAUUUAAAAAAAAUGUAGAUAGACAUAUAAACAUAUAAAUAUAUAUAGUAUAUAUAAAAUACAUACGUACUACGGUUAAUUUUUCGGUGAAAUAUUUGUGCAAUGCGGCAUACUCUCUUAAUAAUGUCGAUGCAGAUACAUUUUCACUCCAUAGAUAGUAAGUAUUGGUAUUUUCUCAAGUUGAUAGAGUACUCUAAUAACUAAUAAUGUUAAUACUUUCAUAAACAUUUAUAAUAAAAAGCGGAACCAACUCUUUCCUUUUCCCAUCAAGCAAAAAAAAAUGACACGUAUUUAUGCUUUCAACAAUUUUCUAAAAACCAGCCUAUAGAGCCCUAAGCUUUCUUAAAUAAUAAGAUCAACAUGUUUCAUCUCAUUGUCAAUCCGUGAAAUAUUAAACGCUUUCGAAAUUCGUCGAAAAUAUUUGAAAAAUAUUUAAAUGCAUCUGAACCGAUAUUACAUAAGGAAAUUGCGCACGCAUCUGGUAAAUAUUAGAGAUUAAAAUGCGAAUGUAUAUAUAUGUAUGCAUAUAUGCACGUGUGCAUUCCUAGCCAGAUGUAAUUAUACAAAUUCAAUAGUUGAUGAGAUGUGUGUGCCAAAGAAAAUACGAUUUAUUGUAUGUUAUGAAAUUACUUUUAUAUACACAUUACAUAUAUAUAUAUAUAUAUAUAUAUAUAUAUAUAUAUAUAUCUUUGUGUGGACGCGAGUGUGCGGACAAAAAGUGUACUCUGUAUGAAGGAGUGUAUGUUUGUGUAUGCGUCUCUCUGUGCGUUCGUUCUGCAUGUAGAAAUAAACGAGUGUAUGAAUUUAGUAUAUACGUGUUAUGGCUAGGAAUUUACCGUCUGUAUGUACCGACUUGGAUAUGUGGCACAAAUGUGCACGCAAGAAAGAUCACGAUUCGUUUCACUUCGGAAACUGAACUUUAUUUAAUUAAUUCGAAAUGAAAAUUGCGACUAUUAAUAUAUUCUUAUCGUGACUUGAUAUUUCUUUAUUUUAACGCAUUUAUAUUUUAUAUAAUAAACGUUUAGUAAUCCCUUCUUUCUACAUCUUGCUUUAAAUAUAACAAUAUUUUAUAAAAGAUAAAUUAUAUAAAUGUGCGUAUCAUUAAUUUAUGAUUCGUUUUCUAUAUUUUGUUUGCGCCUCUCCCUCUUUUCCCAUAUUUGUGAAAUGCAGUUUUGACUAUUUUAAUCUUCUAACUUUAAUUUUCUAAUUUUUGCUACAAUUUUUUAGGAGUAUCAGUAAAAUUUAUUUUUAUUAACAACAAUCGCAAGCAUUCAACUGCUCAUUGUCACUCGAGUCAAUAAUCGAAUUAAACGUAAAUCGUGAUCUUCCUUUAAUUGUAGACCGCAAUAGCGUUGUAUAUAUAGUAUUUUCGGCCGGUGCAAUCUAAGACACAUGGUAAGACAGGGUUCGCAUUGUAAUCUCGAAGGACAAAACUCGUCCAAAACUCUCCUCUUCUUUUACAUUUAAUAAAAAAAUUUACCGCGCGCGUAUACCGCGGCAGCCAUCCGUCCAUCCUUUCGGCUGUCCAUGGGAAAGAUGAAUGCAAAAGAUGCGCGAUUAUGGCAGUGUUGUAAUGUUCCGAUACGAAACUCUUUGGUUCUCGCGGGCGAGAUUUAGUAUUCAAAUGUACACAGCGUUUAUUAGUUGCUGUCGUUGCGAUUGUUAGAAAGUUAGAAGCAUAAUCAUGGCGCUCUAAAGCACAAGAAGAGAACUUCUUCCUUGUGGAUAACUUUUUCUUAAAAGUCUUGAUUAUUCAAACACGUUGUGUUUUAUUGUUGAUUCAAAAAUGUAAUAAUUGGAGAUAUAUUCUAUACAUAUAUACAUGUAUAACUUUGUUUCUAUAUGUAUGUAUAUACAUAUAAUUUUCUUUUAAUCGUGGUGGUAAAAAAGAAGCCGUUGACUUACGCAAAACGAUGUUUAAUUGAAAGUAUUAUUUAAUUGAAAGAAUCAAUAGACUAUGAAUGUAAAACAGAAAAAAAAAACAAUAGCAAUUUUGCCAAAAAACAGAAAAAGAAUUAAUUAAUACUUGAAUUAUAUUCUUGAAACUUUGUAAUCUGAAAUAUCACGCAUUGAAAUUAUUUUUGCGAAAGUACAUCCGCCUAUUUCUAAAGGAUUCAAUCUUCUCUUCUUGUUUAUUUUCUCCCCAAAAAAUAUAUUGAACUACGUUAUAGGUAAACAGCAAGAUAAUACAAUGGGGUUGUAAAUGUUAAUCAGUUUUUGUUUACGCGUCACGUUGAACGUGCCACGGUAUAAUACAUAUAUUGUAUAAUACACAAGCACAGGUACACACAUGAUAAAACAUGAUAUGAGUAUAUGGAUGUAGCUGUGUGAAUAUACGCGACAUAUAAGUAUUUCUAUAUGUGAUGGGCAUUUGCCACAUACAUGUCAAUAAAAUUCACAUUGUAAGAAGCCAUCAAAUUUGCCAUCACGAUAAACAUAAUAAAUCGAUGAAUACA